AUGCUGCUACCGUUCCGCGGGCUUUCUCAACGACAAGGUGGCUGCCGUGGCUGCACGAGAGAUGUUUCUGUGAGAAGCGCCGUGCCGUGGCGCGACGAGUUUUCAUUUCCCUCCUCUGCGCGACGGCCUGGCCGCCGCAGAAAGGGCCCGAGAAGAUCAGCCAAACAGAUCCUGGAGGCUCUUUUGGGCUUGGGACCCCAUCCUCCGCAAGCUGCCGUUUUCAGCGCUUGCAGGUUUGGCCUGGCUUCCUGGGAGAGAAAUCCCAAGGCGGCCACCACUGUCUUGGCAGGACUGGCCAAGCAUGGGCGGUGGGACGUUGCUUUGAAGGUUAUCCGCUUCAUGCAGCACCACGACCUCGAGGUGAAUUGCUUCCAUUUCACAAGUGCCAUCAGUGCAUGUGAGAAGCGAGGGAAGUGGGAGAUAGCCUUGGCACUUCUUGGCGGCAUGAAGCAGCAAGAGGUUUAUCCAAGCCAGGUAACAUACAAUGCCGCAAUAAGUGCUUGUGCCAAAGGGGGUGAGUGGUUAGCAGCACUCCAGCUCUUGAAGGAAUUGCGCCUGGACGGAACCAUGGAUUCCGUAUCGUACAAUGCAGCCAGCAGCGCGUGUGCCGCUGCAGGUCUCUGGAAUUCGUCUCUAUCUCUACUGCACGACAUGUACAAGUCAACGGUGCCACCGAACGUAAUCAGUUUUAGCACUCUUCUCAGUGCAUGUGAGAAAGCUCAGCAAUGGCGAAUGGCCAGUCACAUCCUGUUUGGCAUGCCAGCGCAGUCACUGAUGCCAGAUAAGAUCUGCUACACUGCGGUCAUCAGUGCCUGUGAAAAGAUGAGCGAGUGGGAGCAGGCCCUCGCAUGCUUUGGCCACAUGGAAAUACGAACGGUGGAGAAAGACGAGAUCUGCUUCCACAGCGCGAUCAGCGCCUGCAUACGUGCUCGUGCUUGGAGCAAGGCAUUGAGCCUUGCUUUAGAUAUGGAGGCGGUGCCUCUGCAAGUGAAUGGCAUUCUGUGGGGUGGCGUGGCCAGUGCCAUGCAGCAAAGUGGCGGUCCUGUCAUUCAGCUGACCUCCUGGCUCUGCAGGGACUGGGCACAGCAGAACGCUCAGAACACUCAGAACACCUCACGCUCGCACACCCAAAAGGCUGGCGGGGCCGGCGAGCACGAGGUGCACGUGCUCUGUCAAGGCCAUGGAGUGCUGGCCGCUUUCAAGCCCACAGGGCUUAGCACCGAGGCGGCCCUGCAGAGACUCUCGCAUCUUCUGGGCAAAGAGGGCCAUCCUGUGCCGCUUUCUCGUGCAUCACGACUGGAUGGUGCCACUUCAGGUGUCAUGCCUGUGGCCCUCGGAGAGUCUGGCUCGCCGGCUUCGAAUUGGCUGAACUACCAAUUUGCGGCGCGGAUGGCCGAUUGGCGACAGCUUGAAGUUUCUGACUUUGUUGAGGCAACCACCCACACACCCACACCCUGA
Molecule: messenger RNA, 1458 nt
Organism: Symbiodinium natans
Lineage: Eukaryota; Dinophyceae; Suessiales; Symbiodiniaceae
Source: the annotation of a GenBank genome assembly